This is a messenger RNA of Python bivittatus (Burmese python), 3463 nucleotides long. Lineage: Eukaryota; Metazoa; Chordata; Lepidosauria; Squamata; Pythonidae. The record is from RefSeq and is a predicted model, not a curated record.
GCUGGCAGUGGAGCGCUUCAGAAAGGCCCUCCUUUGCAGAAAUCCAUCAAGCCUUUGAGACGAUGUUUCAAGAGUCCAGCAUCUGUGAUGAAGUGGAAAAAGAGCUGGGAAAGAAAAUGCUGAAGAGCGUGGUCAACCCAUUCUUGCAAGCUCCAGAGCUGCCAACGAAAACUAGGACAUCUCGAAAGAUGGCUGAGUGCAAAGACGUCGAGAGCUUAGAGGUGGUGUCCAUGAAAGGCCCAGGAGAAAGUGAAUCUGCCGAGCAUGAGCCGGCCGUGUCCCCUUUACUGCUGCGGAAGGAAAGGACCGCUGCGGAUGGGAGUUUAAACGAAGAUGACCGUUUGCUCCCGAAAGACAAGAAGACCAAUCUCUUUAGCGCUCUGAUCAAGAAGAAGAAGAAAACAGCCCCCACGCCUCCAAAGCGCAGCAGCUCCUUCCGAGAAACGGAGGGCCACCUGGACCACAAGGGAGCAGGGGAAGACGAGACCAAGGAUGGCAGCAACGGGGUCGCGAUCCCACACCCUGCUGACCCCGAGGACCGUUCCAGGUUCCAGAACCCCAGCAACGAGGCGGCCGGAGUCGCCAACGGGACCACAGCUGGGAACUCGGCCUUGUUGUCCCCGAAUCUCUGGAAGAAAUCGGGUUCCUCAGCCAACAGUCGCCCAGGCCCCAGCGAAGAGGAGGGCGGCUUGAUCUCCAGCAAGCGUUUCUUGCGCUCCUGCUCUGCCUCUUGUAUGCCCCACGGGGGCAGGGACACUGAGUGGAAGUCGGUGACCCUCCCUCGGAACCUGCAGUCCACAGGGCGCCAGUUUGACUCCUCGACCUUCGGGGGCCACAAGAGCGAGAAGCCCGCCCUGCCUCGGAAGCGAACCAGCGAGGCGAAGGCUGACCUGGUCAACAGGGCAACCGUACCCUCAGCUCCCCGGCUGCUGAAGAAGAAUGAGGAGACCCUGGAGGAGGCAUCCAAGGAGGCCGAGCCCAGCCCAGGCUCCAGUCCGCCCACCCUCACCCCAAAACUCAGCCGGAGGCAGCCUCUGCUCCCUUCCGCCGGAGGGGGGCCAUCCACAGAGCAGGCCACCACGGGCAAAGCCGCCCUGGGCAUCUUUGGUGGCAAAGCUCUGGGGGAGGAAUCCCGGCUGCGAAAGAUGAAGCAGGCCCCAGAGAAGGAGAAAGGGAAACUCUCGAAGCUUAAACCCGCCCCACCUCCUCCGGUCUCGAACUCAUCCUUGGGCAAAAACAGCAAGGGGGGCCUUGGGCCCAGCCACGAAGGGCCAGAAGGGUCGCUGGCAAAGAGCAAACAGGCGGUUGUGGCUGCCGAGCCCGUGAGCACUGAGACUCCCAAGCCCAGCGUGUCGGUGGAGGGGGGCAAAAAGUCAUUGAUGACCUCUGUACCAAAGUCUCCCUCGUCCACCAAGCUGCUCUUGAUGGCAGGUUCCCCUUCUCCGUCUCCCCCCACCGUCCCGUCAGUCCUGGCUGCAGACCAACCCGCCUCCACAGCCUUCAUCCCCCUCAUUUCCACCCGGGUCUCCCUUAGGAAGACCCGCCAGCCUCCAGAGAAGAUAGCUAGCGGCACGGUCACAAAGGGGACGGUCCUGGAGAGCUCCGAGAUCCUGCGGACCGCCAUCAGCAGGAACUCGGAACAGAUGGUAAGCCACAGCGCCGUCCUGGAAGCGGGCAAGAACCUGUACACCUUCUGCGUGAGCUACGUGGACUCGAUCCAGCAGAUGCGGAAUAAGUUUGCCUUCCGAGAGGCCAUCAACAAACUGGAGAACAGUCUCCGGGAGCUUCAGAUCUGCCCUGCCACAGCUGGCGGAGGUCCGGCCACCACCCCGGAUUUUAGCAAGUUGCUCAGUUCGGUCAAAGAAAUCAGCGAUAUUGUCCAGAGGUAGCAGAAGUGGGUGGAUCAUUGGUGACCCACAUUAGGUGGGACUGGCCCGAGACAUUUUGGUUCCUGGGGCAGAACAGUUGGACCCCACGCAACAGAGAGGCAACACACAGACUCCGCCACGUGGGUUGUGUUUUAACUGCCCUCCGGGGUUCUCCAAGACCCUCAAGCUCUUGAGCAUCCCAGGCAUUGCGUUGCUUGGAUCGCUCCCACCCUCAGGAUAUGCACACCCUCUGCUUCCCACAGGCCACAUUGUGAAAUGAGAAACCCCUCCCUGUGCACCUCCCCACCCCUAAUCCAUGUUUCUAACCUGGAUUUCCCUUCACUCCCGUCUUCUCAGACACUUCUUCACUCUGGGGAGUCCAAGUUUUGUAGAGCUUAACUCAUCUUAACGUUGCAUCCUUUGGGACAUUCUGACUAAUGUUUUCUUUCUUUCAGUGUGAGCUUUGUGCUGAAAGUGGGGCCUGUGGGUUGCAAGGGGUCCCCCCUGGUUGCUUCCCCUUGCCCUCCUGCCCUCAUCCAUUGCUGCCCGUGGGUGUAUUCUCACACCACAUCCUCCCUCUCGCAUUGAUUGAAGGCCCCAGCCUUCAGUGUGAAAUUGGCAGGGCCCCUAAGAGGAUCAACAGAAGCGUCUUUGCUCUCCAUCUGCCCCUCGGAUAAAUGAAUCGAUACGUGAACAAACCCUUCCCUCGCUCGGUUUUGUUUCAAGAGCUGCCAUCAGUUGCUUUGGGAUUGGAAAGAGGCAAUCGAACCUUCCACUAAAAGCCAAACUUGACCAGUUUGGGUCAUUGGGGAUCUGCACAUCCUUUUUUUUUUUUUGGAAGGGGGUUGCCCAGUGCCACUCUGCAUGAGUCUGUGCCCAACAAAGAGGUCAUCCGCUGCUUCUCUGCAUGACUCACUCCGUUGGCCUGCAGGGGAAUCAUUCUGCGCUCCUUGGAUGUGAUCAGCCCUAAAAGUGUGGGAGCAGAGAAACCCUGGGGGUGGGGGUUGUUUGGGAUAACUUUGCAUGGUUUUAACGGGCUAAAUUCUUUGGCUAAAUUCUCCCCAACUACUUGAAAUUUGCCAGUCUGAUUUACACCCACCCACCCCUUUAUCUCUUUUCAUGAAUGAAGCCCAGAAACAGUUGGGAGGGGUUGUUUUAAAGUGGACACGAUUUGCACCUCCAGGUGCUUAAGAUCUUUGGGUUCAUUUCAUUUUUCUCCUAGCUGGGGCUGCCCCAAAACCUUUUUCCCACGUGCCUGUACCCAAGGCCAGUUUCUCAUCCCUUUCCCCCCUCCCAAGGCGUGUCUUUCAUGACACCCAAGGCGGGUUGCCUGAAACGGCUUUCUCAUCGAAAACAGCCCAGAUGUCUGGACCCUGCCUUUGUCAAGGGAAAAAUUGCACAAUGCAAUACUCCCUUAUUUGUUAAGGAAACCCUCAAUAGAAAGCCAGUAUGUCAAGGAGAAGAAUUGCCUUCCCCUGAUUUCCUGGACAUGCUACUGUUCUAAAUGCAGGGAUGCCCACCUGUAAUGGUCUGUGGGAAUGACCUUGGGAAACAGAGGAAGAGCGGCAGGCUAGACAACAGUCAGAUAAGAGGCA